GCUCCCUGUGCUUCUAUCCCAGAGUGCAUAGAUUCCUGACAACAUGGACGACUAGAUAGUACAAAAUGCGCUUAAAAAUUGUUUAAAUAUACCAAUUUUUUCAUUUCUUUUAAACAUUCACAAUUACUACGAUGGCUGAAGAAGUAGCAGAAAGCUAUAGAUCAUCCCUUGAUGACCUGAAACUCAAUAGUAAACCACAGAUCAGCAUGCUCACUAUGUUGGCAGAAGAUCACGAACAAUAUGCAAGCGAAAUCGUGAGGGUCAUUGAAGAGCAGAUCAAGAAGGUUCCUGUUACAAGAAAGCUACCAAUAAUGUAUUUGAUAGACUCCAUAAUAAAGAAUCUUUCUUCAACUGUUUAUCCUGAGCUGUUUUCACAAAGCAUAGUACGGAUCUUUCUUGGAGUUUUUGAAGAGGUUGAUGAGAAGACAAGGCAAUCCAUGUAUAAACUAAGGCAGACAUGGGUAGAUAUCAUACCCAACAAAUACCUCUACAUUCUUGAUAGAAAAGUUCAACUAAUUGACCCUGCAUGGCCAAUUACAGCUAAGGCACCUGAGCAUGGUGUUAUCCAUGUGAAUCCUAAGUUUCUCAAGCCAAAUAAGGUUGAAGAAGAAAGAAGUCCACAGUUUAGCCCAGUAAACUCAGAAUCUGCUCAUUCAGAUGAUGCAUACAAAGAUGAGCUUGUGCGUGCAAAAGAAGAACUUCAAACUCUUCGAUUACAGCUUGAGUUGGCUGAAACCAAAGCCAAACUGGAAAUGCAGAAAAAACAAUUAGAAGAAAAAGCUAUAUUAAAGUCAGGCUUUUUGCAUCUAGAUGAAAAAUCUUUAUUGAAGCCAAGCAAGAAGAUAAUUAAUCGUGAACCUCCACCAGUUAUUAAGCUCCCACCAGUUGGCAAUUCAACAACUUCUGGACAGUCUGGCAGCCGUGACCCUCGUUUGAAUAGAGAUCCUAGAAUAAACAGGGAUCCUCGUCUUAAGAAGCAAAUGGAAAAGCAAGAACAAGAAAGAAUUGAAACUGAGAAGCAGAGAGUAGAAAAGGAAACCACUCCCCCAGUCAUACAGAAACCAAUAGUUGAUGUUAACAAAGUAGCAAGUGGGCAUUCUGGUAUGAGGGUUGCACCUGUUGAUGCACCAAAACCUACAUCUCCUAGAUUAGAUUUAGCCACUCUGUUAACAUCAUUUUCAGAGGUAGCUGCCAAGGUAGCUGCAGAAAAUAAAAAGAAAAUUUCCCCUCCAGUCAAUGAGACUCAAAUGGCAGUUGAUCCUCGGGGUCCUUUAGAAAAAAAAGAAACAAAGUUGAAAUCUAAUGAACAUAAGAUUGUUCAGCGUGAAACCAGAGACUCUUCCAAAGAUAGAAAGGUAGACCCUAAAUCUAAGAAAGAAUUACCUGUUGCUGAUAAAUCUAAAGAUUCACCCUUAAAAUCUGAUAAAACAAGCGAACAAGAUAAAAAAAGAGAGCAAAGUAAAGAUAAAAGUCCAGCUAAAAAAGAUAAAGUUGACAAAGAAAAGAAAGAUAGAGAAAAGGGGGACAGCAAGGAUGAUAUUAAAAAGGAAAGCAGUGACAAAGAUAAAAAGGAUGUUAAAGACAGACGAGACAGUAAAGACAUUGAUAAAAGAGAGAACAGGGAUAGAAGAGACAGCAAAGACAAAGAUAAGAGGGAUAGCAAAGAUCGCCGUGAUUCAAAAGACUCUGAGCGCUCUAGAGACAAGAGAGAUAGCAGAGAACGGCAUGCGGAUUCUGAUGUCAGUCGUCACAGCCCAAGGAGAAAUUAUAAUAGAAGAUCUCCUCCAGAUUAUAGGCGAAACUUUCGAGACACUCGGCCUAGCAGAGCUAGAGGCAGGGAAAAGGCUAGACUAGUGGAGCCUGUCAUCCAUUCCUCUGAUGGAAAGACUGACCAGUUUGGACGUAUGCUGAGAACAUCAAAAUCAGGCUCAUCAAGUAGAGACCGCUCCCCUAUCGAUCGUGAAAAGGAAAGAAUUUCUUGCUCACCACAAACAUCAGACAGCAAAGACAAUUUAUCAGCAUUAGUAACCGAACCAAGAUUCCAAAAUGAUGAAGCUAAAGUUGCAUUGCAAGCGAGUAUUGAAAAGAUGGAGCCAGUCAAGGAUUUAGAGCAACCACAAAAGAAAGAUGAAGGGGCUGAAAGUGUCUUGCUCAAAACAACAGAUGAAGAAAAUCUACAUCUUCCUGAAGAUACUACUAAAGAAAAUCCUGUAACUAUGAAUGAACAAAUUGAUGCACAAGUAAUUUCAUUCAAAAGUGAGGUGAUUCCACCAGAGGAGCUUAUUAAAGACUCAGCCCCUGAUUUGUCCUGCUGCACAGAGGAUAUUGACAUGCGCAUUCAACAGCCUCUACCUGAUAUUUCUAAAAAAGACAGCUUAGAGAAAGCUGAAAUAGAUGAAACUGAAGGGGUUUUUUCAGAACCUGGUGACUCCUUAAAUUCAAGGAAACGGUCCAACUCAGAAACUGAUAACAAAAUAGAAAUUAGACCAUACAAAAUUCCUAAACUUGCUGCUUCUAAAAAACUGGAAGAAAAGGACAUAAGCAUAUUUCUCUUCAACAGCAAUUUAUUUGGAGAAGAGGAUGUAGACUUGAGGAUACCAAAGCCAGUUUUAGCACCACCACCUAUGCCGGUUCAAAAUCUCUUGUCACCUCCUGCAUCAUCACUUAAAAGCCCAGCUCAGCGUAGAUGGAGUCAAUUUAAAGAAAGCCAUCCAGAUGAUUUUGCUCAAGACAUUGAAAGGAAACGCUUGCGGGAUGCGCAAAUGCAGUCAAUAGCAUCUGAAGUACAGGAUGUUGAUUUAAGAAUGCUACCCUCAAGACAAAGAUCUUUGCAAAUGCCACCAGUAGACCUUAGCACUCCCAUUCCCAAGGACUUGAUUGAAAAUCAAGAGCAGAUAUUACAGCGUGCUGAACAAGAACUUAAAGAGGGGCGCAUAAGUCAUGUUGACCAUCAAGAGAUUGUAAAACAGCUUGGACAAGUGUAUGAUAUCCAGAAAAAGCGCCAUAACCUAGAAGAACGUCCCUUUAAAAGUCUUGAUUUACGAGAUCCUCGACUCAGAGGCAUACGAGAAAUGAGAAGUUAUCCUGAUGAUUUGGAUAGAAGAGGAUAUAGAGAUGAUGUUGCACAUCAUAAAAAGCCACUAUUGCCAGGUUUACCACUUUCAGGUGAUAUGCCUGAUGAGUCUGCUAAUAAUUCACCAAGAUACAGGGAUAGAAGAGAUAAUUAUCGAGGGGGCUAUGAAACCAGCCCUAAAGAAGAUUUUGAUGCUCGUCGUCCAAGAGCCGGCCCAAGGCCUGAUCGCAGAGUUGGUUCUGAAUUUAAUAGAAGAGGGCCUCCUUUGGAUUACGACGGAAGGUCACCAAGAGAUAUAGAUUUAGAAGACUCAACGUCACCCAGAGACUUUGAUGUUCGUUCUAGGUUCAGAGAUUUUGAUGGUAGACCCAGACGAGAGCUUGAUGAGUUCAAAGAUCAUUCACGUGACUUUGAUGGUAGACGGCCUCAUGAUGAGGAAGCUCAUAGAGAUUUUAGAAACGCAGAUCGGAGGUCUUUUGAUGAGUAUGAUGUAUCUUCUAACAUAAGAGGUCCAGCUUUAAGAGAACCCCGACAUGAUGAUCUCAGGGACAGAAGGCGUAAUACGCCUCCAAUUGAGGGUCAUUACAGAGGUUUAUCAGAAGAGGCUCAAGGCCCUCGACCUUAUGGCAGAUCGGAUGAAGUGCAAGGACCAGUUCCGUAUGUGCAGACAGAUGAAUCUCACAAUGCAAGACCAUAUGGACCAUCCAGACACGUAAUACCACAAGAUUUAAGAGGUCCAAGACCAAACUAUCCUGGACCAGUUAUGAGACCUCAAGGACCAAGACCUAAUGGUCCAGAUGGUCCAAGGCCUUUAGCAUCUCCUACUUUACCAAAUUCAAGAAUAUCCGAUCCAAUGGAAGAUCCUAGGUGGUCUGCAAUGAGAGGUCUGCUUGAUCAUGAGGGAACAGAAGAACUUGUUAUUGAUGGGAAGCCAUUUGAAUUGCGAAUGGGCACAUCUCGUAAAUUACGUGUUUAUGGAAAAGUUAUGGAUGUUGCUGUAGAUUUAAAAGAAAGAGGCAUACGAAUAGAUAAUCAGUUGGUUUAUAAGCUUGGAGAGCCAAUCAAAGAGGUACAUGCAGUUGGUAGGGGUGUUAGGUUGUAUUACCAUGGUCUUCCUAAACCCAUCUGGUUGGACGGACAGCAGCAUGAAAUGCGCAUGGAUGCCCCACCAAGAAAUGUUAUGGUAGAUGGUGUCAGGCGAGGAUUUCAAAUUGAUGGCAGGGAUAUGAUGAUACUAGUAGAUAGGCUUGAGAAAGGGCCUUAUGGUGGACCACCUAGGAAAAUAAGAAUCGCAGGAAUUGAUCAUGAUAUUGCUUUUCAAGCUCCACCGCGUCGUAUACUUAUUGAUAACAAGUCUUGUGACCUGAAACUUGAUGGCAAAAUCCCAUAUGUUAUAAUUGAUGGUAAGCCUCAUGGAAUACGAUUUGAUGGAGAACCUAGGACUGUUUUUAUCAAUGAACAGCCAUUUACUAUACCAGUUGAUAGAGCAGAGAAAAUAAGAAUAGGUUCAAGACCUACAUACAUUGCAUUUGGAGGUCCAGCUCAUGAAAUAAUUAUAGAUGGGAAGUGGUUUGAAGUGAAAUUUGACAAUGUUCCAAAAGACAUUCAUCUGGGUAACAGGCAUUAUACUAUUAGAAUUCCAGGCCCAUUGCCUCGUGUUAAAAUCCUUGAUGAAUUACCCCAGAAUGUUGAUGAGUCACGGCUGAUGUCCUCUAACCAGAUAGUUCCACAAUCUGAUGCAGUUUCAACCCCGUUAGCCUGUGCACCCUUCCCACAUGGACCAGGAAAUGCUCUUGGUCCUUUGCCAGCUCAUAAUAUACCUGGUGCUGAUAAUAUUCAGAGAGCUCAUAUCACAGAAGGCAUUCCUCCUGCUGGACCUCUUAUCACUGAUGGAUCAAGGCCUGCUAAUCUACAAACAUCAGAAGGCAUAAUGCGCCCUGUAGGGCCAAUUACAUCUGAUACUUUUAGAUUUGGUCAACCCUCUGCACAAAAUUUAGCACAACCUAACCAACCUGUAAUGUCUACACAAGUACCCUCUCAGAUGAUGCAACAGUCAAACCCAUCUAUGCCAGGACAGCUAUCUAAUCCCCUUAUGGGACUUCAACGUCCAAAUCUAUUGGGAUUCGGCAUGAAUCAGCAAGGGCUUAAUAGAAAUCAACCUGUUAAUUUGCUGGCUCAAGGAUUGUUAAAUCAAGUUGCUACAAGUAUGAUCAACAAUCAGUUUGUGGGGAUGCAGAGUCUACCUGAUCUUGCUGCUGGUAUAAGAGCAUUGACACAGUUGACAGCAAGUAAUGUUCAACCUCAUAUGCAGUCCCAGAUGCAGCCAGCAUUACAGUCAUUACCUAAACCACUAGAAGAUGAUCAUGGUGCUGUGAUGGCAACAGGCAUGCAAAGCUCAGGUUUUGGUCCGCAGAAAUUUGGAAAGCCAGGUUUGCCUAUAAUGCCUGCAUUAAAUACACAGUCUCAGCCAUCACAUUCAACUAUUCCAGGAUUAUCAGGUCUGCCUGGCUUCUCCUCAACAGAUUCAUUUUCUAAUCCUGUAUCAAUGGCACCUACCAUUUCUUCUGUCACUGCACCCAAACCACCAAUUGAUAUCAAUAGUUUGCUAGACAACCUCUUGAAAGUUGGCUUAAUCAAAGACCCAACUAAGUCUGAUUCAUCAAACCCUCCAUCUUCUACUGACCAUUCAAAACCUGAAACAGCUAAAAAGACAACUACAGAAGAACCAACAAAGAAAAAAGAGUUUAUUCCAGAUCUCACAGAUUUUGCUACAGAAAAACUAAAACGGGUGUACAAGAGUGUGAUAGAACAGCUACAUGAAGGCAUUCAGUGCAAUACUUGUGCAGCUAGAUUUACAAUGAAUGAUCAUGAAAAAUAUCGUGCGCACUUGGAUUGGCACUUUAGGCAAAACAAGAUGGAGCAAGAAAUGGUUAAAGUAGCAAAGAACAGAAAAUGGUUUUAUCCUAUUACUGAUUGGAUUCAGUAUGAAGAGCUGGAAGAUACAGAGGAAAAAUCACGAAGUGAGAUAUUUGAGCAGAUGAGACCCAGCGAUAAUAAGCCAGCAAUAUCAACACCCAUUAGUCUCAGAGCACUUGAAGGAAAAGAAGUAAUUAAAAAUCCUGUGGCAACAGGAGUUGAGGGAGAAGAUGUAUGUGCUACAUGUGGAGAUCCUUUUGAUCAAAUGUGGAAUGAAGACACAGAAGAAUGGAUUCUGAAAAACACAAUUAAAGUGGAUGGAAAGACCUACCACCCUGUGUGUUAUGAGGAUGCCCAAGAGACUCCAACACCAGUGAUAACACCCAGUAAUAACCCACUGGACAUUCAGCUAGCUGGUCUUGAGGCAACACAAGAGAAUCCUGAUCCUGCAGAAGCAUCUAUAACAAACAUCAAAGAAGAACCUAUGGACACUUCUACAGAGCCUUCAGAUCUUCCCCAGGAUGAACCACUGAAAACAGAGGUUAAAAUGGAAACAGCUGAAGAUACUGAAACUGUUGUGCCAAAAGUAGAGUUGGAAUCUGUUUUACCUAACACUGUUUCUGAAGCAAGUACACAUGCAGAGUCAACAUUACACAGUUCAAAUGAAGAAAGGACACUAGCUCCCACAUUAUUAAGUACCAUAACUGAAACAUUUGUUCGUGAAAUAAUUCCUGUUAGCCAUGAGGAUCCAAUGUCCCCUUGGGAAAUGGAUUCAAACCCAACUCCCGAAUUAUCUCGUACACCAACCCCUGAACCUAACCCAUCUUUCACUCCAGCUCCUUCAUUAUCUUGCGAGUCGAUAAAUUCUUUAAUACACGCCCAAGAGCCAACAAUAUCUGAAGACCCCAUACCAUCUUCUUUAAUGCAAACCCAUACUGAUUCACCUACAGUCAAUCAGCCAGAAGUUGAAAAAUUAGAAUCAUCCGAGUCUAGUCAAAGUAAAGUAGAAGUAGUGCCAGUAGUUGUUCAGAAACUGCAAAAUAAUGGUCUGUAAUGUUAAAAAAAAAUGUUUAUUGUAUAUGCAAGUAAUGAUAACUUGUAUCUUUCUUAUAAUCUGUAAAUUCAUAAUUGUUUUUUCUAUAAAAUAAUAAUUUAGCAUAAUAAUAUGCUCGAAUUAUUAAUGUGUAAAUAUUAAAGAUGACUUUAAAAAGGGUCUGUUUCUACCAAUGCUGGUACAAACAUGGAGCUAUGCUUCAGGUUUUCUUGUUUUAUAGUUUAUUUUACAUUGAGCUCAUGUCCUAAAUAUUGUCUUUUACAUUCAUCCAUUUGUUAACUAUUAUUGAUUUUAAUGUAUAACACUGAACUACUCAUUUUGCCUAAGGGGCAAUUUGUAACUGUUUGAAUGAAAUGUGUGAAUGCUAAGUAAUUAUGCUGAAAAUUUUAUUUUUGAAAGGUAUGUAAACAGCCGAGUUUCAAGAGCAAUGAACUGUUGAAUUGAUAAAUUAAAAUUGCUUAUGAUGUGUUCACUGGAAGCUUGAUCACAAAGACUGUGAUAUUUUUUCUACCAAAAUCCUGUGACAAUGGGACAUUAUAUGGUAAUUAAAACUAUAAAUUUUAUACUGUAGUUUUGUUAUACCAUGUUGACUGCCUUAAAAUGCAUUGAUUUGCAUUAUGAAAUAAUAAAAGAAAAAAUAA
Physella acuta is the source of this 7684-nucleotide messenger RNA. RefSeq lists its product as uncharacterized. The record is from RefSeq and is a predicted model, not a curated record. NCBI's taxonomy places the organism in Eukaryota, Metazoa, Mollusca, Gastropoda, Physidae. Gene Ontology annotation, molecular function: RNA polymerase II complex binding; mRNA binding. Gene Ontology annotation, cellular component: cytoplasm; mRNA cleavage factor complex. Gene Ontology annotation, biological process: termination of RNA polymerase II transcription; mRNA 3'-end processing.